AUGGGGGAGUUGCUGCUGACGGAUAAAGAAGCCACUGGGCUUGUCAUCGGAGGGAUCGCAGCCGCCACGGUUCCCAAACCUAGAUGGGCGGUGGUAGGAAAGGUUUGUUCUCCCAGGAAGUUGAUUAUCAGUGCUUUAGAUCGAGCGAUGCAACGGGCAUGGGGCCUUCAUCACCCGGCGCAGUUUAAGGACAUCGGAGACAACCGUUUCGUUGUGCGGUUUACCUCGGAAGGGGAUUGGAAGCACGUGAUGAACAAUGGGCCAUGGCAAUUCGAUUUCAAUGCUGUGCUUCUGAAGAAGUAUGACGGUGCGGUGAGGCCGUCGGAUAUGGUGUUUGAUACUAUGGAUAUUUGGGUUAGGGUUCUGGACCUGCCAAUGGACAAAAUGAAUAGGGUGUAUGGAGAACUGAUAGGAAGAUGGAUUGGCAAGUACAUCUCUGUUGAUGUAGAUGCUGAUGGGAUAGCCUGGGGCGAAGAUCUUCGUAUCCGAGUGGAGGUCAGGGUUGAUCAGCCACUUCUCCGUGGCGUUAAUAUCAGAGACUCUGAUGAGGAUGUAGAAGGGACCUGGUUCGAUCUCAAAUAUGAAAAGGUCCCACAUUUCUGUUUCUCGUGUGGCUGUGUGGUUCAUCCUGAAAACAAAUGUCUUGGUGAAGAUGAAGAGGAGAAACAGUGGGGGGAAUGGCUGCGAGCAUCACCACGCAGGAACAAAAAACCAGUUGCUGUAUCUCGGCCGGCAGUGUCAUCUAACAGCUUCAGUAGUAGGUCGGCGGGAUCAGAGAACCGGUUCCAUGGUGGUGCCUCAAUUCGGGACAUCCCCGCGAGGCGCAAUCUUAACAACGAGUACGCCUACUCUAGCUCUUCUCGCACUGGCGAGAAUCAGCAUAGGAGAGGUAUGCGGGAUGUAACGAGCCCGGAGAAAGGCCACAGGGCGACGGGCAUGAGUGUGGAAAAGAACAAGGGUCCGGCAUAUGAUGAAGGUCAGGGGAGGAAAGGGGGUACGUUUGUGCGUCGUCAGCGCAACACAGAUAGAGUCCACCCGGCUGAUCAGUCUCAGUUGCCACCGGGCACAAACAGAAAGAGGAGUACCAAGCAAGUCUGGCUGCCGGUCGCAGUGCAAGUUCUUGGUGAGGAGGACUCAGACUCAGCUGGCAAGAGGCAAAAGGUACAGUCUGUGUUCGAUAGGAUGGAAGAGCCUGCUCAGUCUGUGUUUGACAGAUUAGAAGUCCCAUCGGCGGACCCUGCUCAGCGGGGCCGCCGGGAACAAUGA
Molecule: messenger RNA, 1266 nt
Organism: Lolium perenne
Lineage: Eukaryota; Viridiplantae; Streptophyta; Magnoliopsida; Poales; Poaceae
Source: RefSeq, a predicted model, not a curated record